AUGGAGAUUAGCAGCUAUAUCAGGUGUGGAGGGAUCGAAAUAGACCCUGUCUUCUCUGAAGAUUUCACGCUCUUUGUUCAUCACAGUGCAUUCCUCGACCUUGUCUGCAAGCACGAAGGGGCCGCUGAGCAGAUCCCAUGGGCGCAGUGGGGUCCAGCAGUAUCACAUUGGUUCAAAGCCGACACUGUCCCCAUGAAUUGGAUUACGACAGCUGCAGGUCAGCAAUGUGUGGUCAUAGGAUGCGAGCCUCCCAAGGCGGGUUACCGGUAUGUCAUACUCAAUUUCAAUAGGGACAAUAUGAGAUGGAUGAAGAAGAGACUGGCAGAGGAAGAUGCAUGUGACUCUGCACCAGCACCUCUAAUGCCGCCACUGCCUGCACGAGCAGAGAGCUGCAUGGUGUACAAAGAUAGGAGGACAUGGGGCCUUGGCCCAUCAUUUACGCUGCUACAUGGUCCUCCGUCCCAAGUCGAGCCCGUGCAUGAAGAUGAUAAGGACCAGUUUCAAGUGGGGGAGGGCAAUACAGAGGACGAAGAGGAUGAGUACGAUGAGCCAGUAUUCGCCUGA
Cyclocybe aegerita is the source of this 564-nucleotide messenger RNA. NCBI's taxonomy places the organism in Eukaryota, Fungi, Basidiomycota, Agaricomycetes, Agaricales, Hemipholiotaceae. The record is from the annotation of a GenBank genome assembly.